AUGGCAACACUCAGUGCGAUCCAGAGGGUCGUGGAGGCAUAUCUCAUCAGCGUCGCACCAAGCACGCCUGCUUUUGGCUUCUUGACCCUGGUGCCGUGGAGCUCGCAGGAGAAGCCGGCCAACGUGUUGUCAUCUGAGGCAGGUUGUGGAGAGUUGAGGUUGGAAGGCAUCGCCCAGAUAGUGGAGCAGCACGAGGUCGUGUUGAUCGUAUCCGUAUACAAGACGAAGAAGGAGAAAAGACGCGUGGUAUGUCUUUUGGACUAUCUCGGGGCGGCGCAUCCCGACGCGGUUGUCUUCCUGGUGCAGCUUCCAGAUCGGUUGGACACCGAGCUGACCAAGGCCUACCACAGUGAAUUGCUGGUACGGCAUGACGAGCUCUACAGCCUUGGGGCGGAUGGCGUGCUGAUGGAGCUGGCAGGUAACCCUGGAAGGCUGCAGCAUAGGGUAAGUUUGGAGCUCCAAGAGAACGCCGCCAUCCAGCUGCGCGUACGGGCACAUACCAGCACUUUGAACCAGGGAGUGCCUUCUGGCAUGCAGCUCCAAGACAUUGAGGACAAGUUCAGCAGUUUGCUUUGGAAUGCCAUCCCAGAUAUGCUGAUGCCCGAUUUCGCGCCUCUGAACGAGCGUCUCCUGGAAUGUGGGAAUCGGGUCGGGGAAUUCCAGCUCGUGCGCCCGUAUCCGGAUCACCAGCACGUGUCGUUGGCUGUGAAUGGGCAGCAUGAAAAUGUAGUGAUCAAAGUGUACGACAAGCGCAGCAUCACCGAUGCCAAUCGGGUGGAGAGCAUAUACCAGGAAUUCUGCUUCUUGACGCACACCCUCGACCACCCACACAUCAUCCAUUGCGUAGGCAUGUUGCAUAGUCAGUGUAGUGUGCAUUUGGUUCUCCAGUAUGGUGGAGAUGUGUGUAUGGAGCAGGUGUUGUCGACUCAACCUGGGUACCGCUUGUCCAGAGACGACGCCUUGGAUUGCAGAACCCAGAUCGCCAGUGCUCUGUCCUACUGCCACGCCCAGGACGUCGUCCAUGGGCAAGUGUCUUUGAAUCACGUGGCUGUAGAGACAGCACUGAAUCGGCACAUCUGCCGCCUUGUGGAUUUCAGCAUGGCAGCCCACGUUCCAUUUUCCAUCACAAGGGAGACCCUGUGCGGAUCUCUGCCGUGCGUUGCUCCAGAGGCGGCGUUGAACGAGCCGUACUUGCCUAAACCAGCUGAUUGUUGGAGUUUUGGGGUGCUGCUCCUGGAGACCGCUUGCGGGCAGGGUUCCCUCAAGUUGUCGGUCCAGUGGCGCCGUGGCGAGUCCCUCGCAUACGCCGCGUGGCAAGUACUCCAGUUUUUCUCCCACGCUGGUUGCCACACCGAGGCGAUGACGAAGAUGGGUAACUCACUCGACGGCGUAACACUAGCGUGCCUGGAGGCGGUUUUGCAGCCCGAGCCGGCUCGCAGAACGAGUGCCUCCGACAUGGUAGGGAUGUUAUCUACCAGGCGCAACGAGCAGGCCAGUUUGGAGUGA
This is a messenger RNA of Prorocentrum cordatum, 1506 nucleotides long. The record is from the annotation of a GenBank genome assembly. NCBI's taxonomy places the organism in Eukaryota, Dinophyceae, Prorocentrales, Prorocentraceae.